Cricetulus griseus (Chinese hamster) is the source of this 5907-nucleotide messenger RNA. The record is from RefSeq and is a predicted model, not a curated record. Lineage: Eukaryota; Metazoa; Chordata; Mammalia; Rodentia; Cricetidae.
AUGGUCGCAGGAAGGAAGCGCUGGCCCAGCCUUAGCACGUUCUUAGAAUCUGCAGCCCCGCGCCUCGGCAAACCGGUCACCCUCCGGGAGCUGGCCGACCUGGCGAUCGGCACUCCAGAGGUGGGAGCGGUGAACUUCACGGCCCUGCACACACUGAUAGUGUCCAUGCUCAAGAGCCUCAACCUCCAGGAGGUCCUCAUCGAUUUCCAAUACCCGUCGGUUGAGCCUGGCCGCCCAACCGAGACGAUCCGAAGCUCCUUCAGCGUCCCUCAUGUGCCAGCCAGCAAAGAGAAGCAAGAGAAGCGCCGGAGUGUGUUCAGGCUGUCAGUACCUCAGCAGUCGCUGGAGAAUCAAGUGAAGGACCUGGGCAACUUGGUCCAGGACCUCAGCAAACAGAUCAAGACUAUGGACAACAAAGUGCAGGGCCUGGCCACACAAGUGGAUAACAUCUCCACAGACGCUGACAUCUUCCAGGAGUUCCCCAGGUUGGAGGAGGACAUAACUCUGAUGGGCCCACAGAUACCUUCCACAAAGCCCUCCAGGAGCUAUGAAUCCACAGAGGUGAAGGAGAGACCUGAGCCCACAGUCGGGCCACCCCCGCGGGCGACACAGCCAAGGCUCUCAAAGACUCAGAAAGAAACCGUCCCAGCCAAGUCCCUAAAUGUGCUCCAAGAACUCGCAGAAGAUGUGAGAACCCUGAGAGAAGCCCAGCAGAAGAUGCACGAGGUGACUGAGUUGGAUCAACAGGAACUCCAUCAGCGUGUUAAUGAACUUGAGAAGUUAGUCAAAGACCGAGAGGACUAUCUGGAUCAAUUAAAUCGGAAGCUGAAUUUUGCUCCAGGUGGUGAAGAUAUCACCAUGGUCACUUGGGAAGAGCUAGAACAAGCGAUCACUGAUGGCUGGAAGGCCUCCAGAAGGGUAAAUAAACAGGGGUCCUGGGCAGUGGCGUUGUGUGGGAUUCCAGAGAGCAGCUCAGAUUCAUCAACAGCAACAUUCGGCAGGCGCAAAAUGACAUCGUCAACAUCAAAUGACCUUCAAAGUGGAGUAUUUCCCAAGGCCUCAGCGGCUGACCAGGCUUCGGGUUCCAUUAGUGGCUCAGACCAGAUCUUAGCCGGUGGUGUAGGACAGUCCCCGGAAAGGGUCACUAGUGGAGACCAGGGCAGACGUAGUGCUGGAUUUCGAGAUCCGCACUCACGGGCCCGUGAGCAAUCCCAGGCCACCUCAGAUGGCCGGGGUACCAGAGAGCCUGCAGCUCCCACAGGUCCAAGAAGAAAUGAACAGCAGCUUGGCCCAAUUCAGCAGGACUUAUCUGUAGCCAGAGACCAGCAUGAUGGGUUUCGCACUAGUCAGGGUCGAGCAUAUCCAAGGCCAGAUGAGCAUGGGAUUGGAAGGAUUGGCAUGGAUCAACCUGCAUUGCUACACCCUGGCCCUUACCCUCAGACUGUGAUACCCCUCACGACGGGCCAGCUUGGCAUGUUGCCACCAGAAAUGGAUGACCAGGGACUGGUGCCCCUUGGUGUGGACCAAAGUGGUCUGCUGCCACCAUCAGUGCCUGACAGGGGUCUACAAGGACUGGACAAAACCAGCAUAGGUCCGAUUACUUCAGUUCCACUCAGUGCAUCUCAGCAAGGCAUGGUUCUCCCUAGAGCAGACCAAAUUGGCAUGGAACAGGCUGUCAUGUAUGACAGUGGUGUGGGACCAUGGGCCAGGGAUAGGCAAGGGCUGAUACCAGUUGCUGUAGAUCAGCAUGGAUUUUUAGUGUUUGGCCAAGCUCAGCAGGGACUGAUCCCUCCCGGUGUGGAUCAGCAGGGAUUGGUAUUGCCUGCUGGCAUAGAUCAGCGUGUGGUCCCUACAUCUCUUCCAGGUCAAUACAGCUUGGCGUCACCCCGUUUGAUGCCAGUUAGCACAUAUCAACAAGUCAUUGGACAGCCCAGGUUAGAAGCACCAGGUUUUGCACAACCUGGUACAGAACAGCGUGGCUUGAUUCAGCCUGGAGCAGAGGCGCGUGGUGUUGGGCAGCCUGGCGUUGCUCCGCGUGGCUUGAUUCCGCCUGGAGCAGAGGCGCGUGGGGCUGUGCAGCCAGGGGCAGAUCAGAGUUUGGCGCAGCCAGGGACAGAUCAACGUGGUUUGGUACCACCUGGCACAGAUUGGAAUGGUUUGGUGCUGCCUGGCACAGACCAACAUUUGGUACCUCCUGGUGCAGGCCAGCCUAGCUUGAUUCAACCUGGUUUGGCACAACUUGGUGCAGGUCAACAAGGUUUAGUGCAACCUGGCACAGGUCAGCCUGUUUGGGUUCAACCGAGCACAGAUCAGCGUGGCUGGGUACAGCCUGGUACAUUUGUGCCUGGUUUGGUACAACCUAAUGUGUAUGCACCUGGGUUGAUGCAACCUGGUGCAGUUCAGGAUAGUUUGGUGCAACCUAGAAUGGAUCAGCAUGGUCUGCUGCAACCUGGCAUAGAUCAAAUUGAUUGGGCACAACCUGGGAUGGGUCAGAGUGGCUCAGUACAACCGGGUGCAGACCAGCAAGGCUUGGCACAGCCUAGAGUAUACCAGAGUGGCCCCGUGCAGCCCGGUGUGGAUCAGCGUGGCCCGGUGCAGCCCGGCGUGGAUCAGCGUGGCCCGGUGCAGCCUGGUGUGGAUCAGCGUGGCCCGGUGCAGCCUGGUGUGGAUCAGCGUGGCCCGGUGCAGCCCGGUGUGGAUCAUCGUGGCCGACUGCAGCAUGGUGUGGAUCAUCGUGGCCGACUGCAGCCUGGCGUGGAUCAGCGUGGCCCGGUGCCGCCUGGUGUGUAUCAGCAUGGCCUGGGGCAGCCUGGUGUGGAUCAGCAUGGCCCGGUGCAGCCUGGUGUGGAUCAGCAAGGCCCGGUGCAGCCUGGUGUGGAUCAGCGUGGCCUGGUGCAGCCUGGUGUGGAUCAGCGUGGCCUGGUGCAGCCUGGUGUGGAUCAGCGUGGCCUGGUGCAGCCUGGUGUGGAUCAGCGUGGCCUGGUGCAGCCUGGUGUGGAUCAGCGUGGCCUGGUGCAGCCUGGUGUGGAUCAGCGUGGCCUGGUGCAGCCUGGUGUGGAUCAGCGUGGCCUGGUGCAGCCUGGUGUGGAUCAGCGUGGCCUGGUGCAGCCUGGUGUGGAUCAGCGUGGCCUGGUGCAGCCUGGUGUGGAUCAGCGUGGCCUGGUGCAGCCUGGUGUGGAUCAGCGUGGCCUGGUGCAGCCUGGUGUGGAUCAGCGUGGCCUGGUGCAGCCUGGUGUGGAUCAGCGUGGCCUGGUGCAGCCUGGUGUGGAUCAGCGUGGCCUGGUGCAGCCUGGUGCAGGCCCUGAAGGUUUGGCUCAGCUUGGUGCAGGUCCUGAAGGUUUGGCUCAGCCUGGUGCAUUCAUGCCUAGCGUGGCUGUAGUUGGUGCACAACCACCUGGUAUGAGACAAACCACUACAAGCCAGACAGGCUUCAUGGGACCAAGCACAGAGCUUCGUGGCAUUACAUCAUGGCAGGGAGAUAUGUAUCAACAUCCUAUGCUAACUCCUGAACAAGCCCAAGGCAGGCAUCAGGGCCCAGGCCAACAAGUCCCAGAUCAUCAAGGCCAGACAAUUCCAGGUGGAGUUCACUAUGGUCAAAUCCAGGCUGACCUGGAUUACUCUGGCUCAGAACAGACAGUUGACACAUCUGACCAGGCCCUUUGGGAUCCAAGCAGGAAACAUGCCUCCGUCCAGUUUGAACUGGCUACCCCAACGGGCCCAGACCAAGAUACCACUCGCACCAGGCCCCACGCGUCCUUGAGCUAUCUCCUGCAAGCCUCAUCGGGAAGUGAGACCCAAACUGAUAGGCAGGAGUCACUGGAGAAGCUGGCUCCAAACUUCCCCAUGGCUGUGGAAACAUUCCGCCUGUUGGGCGAGAUCAUCAGCCUGUACGUGGAACUGAAGGAGCACAUGAGGAAACUGGAGGAGGAGCAGACCGGCCUGACAGACAUGGAGAAAAUCCAGAACUUACUGACCACGAUGGUCAAAAAGUCCAUCCCUCAGGACCUGCAGGAGCAGCUGAAGAGCCUAAAGGCCCUGAACAAAGAAAUUCGGCAGGACAAGGCCAAACUGGACAGGAUACAGAAGCUGCUGGAUAGUGACAGCACUGGAGGGAAGGACAUCAAACCCAGUCAUCUGAGCUUGCAGCUGGGCAUCCUCAGAGUCACAGUGUCUGACAUUGAGAAGGAGCUGUCUGACCUGAGAGACAGUCAAGAGCGAGGCAAGGCCGCCAUGGAGAACUCAGUCUCUGAAGCCUCCCUUUACCUGCAGGAUCAGCUGGACAAGCUCAGGACCAUCAUCGAGAACAUGCUGAGCUCUUCCUCCACGCUGCUGUCCAUGAGCAUGACCCCACACAAGUUCACAGGCACCACGGUGCCCGGCCAGAUCGACCCGGAGGCCACCUGUCCAGCCUGCAGUCUGGAUGUCAGUCAUCAAGUCAGCCUGCUGGUGCAGCGCUACGAGCAACUCCAGGACAUGGUCAGCAGCCUGGCUGCCUCUAGGCCCUCCAAGAAGGCCAAGCUGCAGAGCCAGGAUGAGGAGCUGCUGGGCCACGUGCAGAGUGCCAUCCUCCAAGUCCAGGGAGACUGUGAGAAGCUCAACAUCACCACCAGCAACCUGAUUGAGGACCAUCGGCAGAAGCAGAAAGACAUUGAGGUGUUGUACCAGGGCAUAGAGAGGUUGGAGAAAGAAAAGGCUGACCGGGAACACCUGGAGAUGGAGAUUGAUGUGAAAGCAGACAAGAGCGCUCUGGCAUCCAAAGUGAGCCGGAUCCAGUUUGAUGCCACCACAGAGCAGCUGAACCACAUGAUGCAGGAGCUCGUGGCCAAGAUGAGUGGACAGGAGCAGGACUGGCAGAAGCUUCUGGACAAGCUCCUGGCGGAGAUGGACAGCAAGCUGGACCGCCUGGAGCUGGACCCAGUGAAGCAGAUGCUGGAGGAUCGCUGGAAAUCGCUGCGGCAGCAGCUCAAAGAGCGCUCUCCACUCUACCAGGCAGACGAGGCAGCUGCCAUGCGGAGGCAGCUCCUGGCUCAUUUCCACUGCUUGUCCUGUGACCGUCCCUUAGAGACAUCUGUGACUGGACAGGUCCUCUCUAUGACCCCUAUGGUUCCCAGCAUGCCAGGGCACCGUUCCAUCCGGCCUUAUACUGUAUUUGAGCUAGAGCAGGUCCGACAGCAGAGCCGCAGCAACCUGAAGCUGGGGGGCAGCUUGUCUCGGGGUGACCUGUCGCAGAUGGAGAGGAGCGUGGGGCGCCUGCGCAGCAUGCACUCCAAAAUGCUGAUGGACAUCGAGAAGGUGCAGAUCCACUUCGGAGGCUCUGUGAAGGCCAGCAGCCAGAUGAUCCGAGAGCUGCUUCACGCCCAGUGCCUCAGCCAUCCGUGCUACAAACGGGGGCUAGAAACUGCAGAUUAUACCUACUCAACUGUGCCCCGGCGCUGUGGGGGCAGCCACACCCUCACCUACCCUUACCGCCGAAACCGCCCACAGCACCUGUCCCCACUGGAGGAGAUCCAGAUUGCCAUGAAGCACGAUAAGGUCGACAUCUUGGGUCUUGAUGGACACAUCUACAAGGGACGGAUGGAUACAAGGUUGCCAGGCAUCCUAGCAAAAGAUGCCUCAGGAAUGCCAAAGUCCAAGUCCAGGCAGCUGCAGCAGCUGCAGCAGCUGCAGCAGCUCCAACAGCUCCAGCAGCUGCAGCAGGGCCAGCAUGGCCGGCCCCACAACCACAGACAGCCAUCCCUGGGCCUGCCACCCUUUCGGCCUCUGAGUGCACAGAUGCUGACAGACAGCAAUGCAGAGAUGGCAGGUCUGCAGGGCAGCCCCUCUGGGCUGAAGGUGCAUAUGGAAGUGUCUCCUAGGGAGGAGAUGGAGGAGCCCACCCGGGGACCCAGGUCCACCGCUGCUCACUAA